This is a messenger RNA of Gamsiella multidivaricata, 1287 nucleotides long. RefSeq lists its product as uncharacterized. The record is from RefSeq and is a predicted model, not a curated record. Gene Ontology annotation, biological process: RNA polymerase III preinitiation complex assembly. Gene Ontology annotation, molecular function: TFIIIC-class transcription factor complex binding. The transcript is spliced from 4 exons. Gene Ontology annotation, cellular component: transcription factor TFIIIB complex. NCBI's taxonomy places the organism in Eukaryota, Fungi, Mortierellomycota, Mortierellomycetes, Mortierellales, Mortierellaceae. Bases 1 to 1287 code for a protein of 428 amino acids.
AUGUCUCCACUCAUGUCUCAUAAUCGGAUAAUCACCUCAUCCAAAUCACCAGCUUCUAUCUUGACAAAAGUGAACAAGACUAGUCAAUCAACCGCCAUCUCGGUCCCAUCUCAGAAAACCGUAACAGAACCAUCUUCAUCUUCAACCAUGGGAUCAUCUUUAUCCACAGCACCAACAAAAUCCAUAAAGGGGGCCUCGAUUAUUUCGGUGCCCACUGCAAGAAGCUACGCGGACAUGGAGCAAAUGGAAGAGGUCGAAGAGGUCGGAAGUUCAAUAGCGUCCAGGAAACGGGCCAAAGGAAAACAAAUUCGGCCGAGACAGCAACAACUGAAUACCCAGAUCGGAGAGGAUGGCGAAGAAGAUGUUGAAAAUGGCGAGGAAGCUUUGCCGGAUUACAACAACAUGUACAUGUACGAGUUCGUCAAGGAUUUGGGAGUCGGGCGGCGUUCAAAGGCGUAUGUAGAGCAGCAGGAAAUGUUUAAUCAGCAACAAAAGGUAGACAAGAAGGAGCAACGGAUACGAGAUAUUCGAAUUUUGGAAGGCAGAGGCCCUUCACCGCAACGGGAGCUUGAGAAAGAGGAAGGGGAGGAAGAAGACGAGUUGCAGGCUGAAGAUGGCAAUGAUGACGAGACACGAAACAAGGACGAAAAGUUCAGUUUCGCAAAAAUCGAGAUCAGUACAUCAAAACCAUCAUCAGCGCAUAAGACAUUUGCUCCGCAAGUUCGUGUUAUUGACGGACGAAUUGAGCUGGACAUGGAUUCGUUGACUGUGGACCAUGCGGUUGUGGAAGCAGUAGAGAACCAGGGUCCAAUGGAAUAUGUCGAAGAGUCAUCGAGCACCAAGUUUAUCAACAGCGCGUCCUUUGGUAAGAAGGUUCGAUCUGAACGGUGGAACGAUGAAGAGACGGAGCUUUUUUAUAAGGCAUUAUCGCAGUGGGGCACCGAUUUCAGUAUUAUUUGCAGAUUGUUUCCAAGCAAGACUCGAAUUGCUGUCAGGAACAAAUACAAGCGCGAGGAUCGGUACAAUCAUAGCAGGAUCGAAGAGGCAUUGAGCAACCGGGCACCAAUCGAUCUUGAACAAUACUCGCAAAUGACGAAGAUAGAGUUCCCUGAAGUGAGCGAAUUGGAUGAGGUCAAGAAACUGUCCGAGGAAAAUGAAGGAGACGACUCAUUGCUCCCCGAAAACGGCUAUGAGGACGAAUAUGGCGAUGAACAAGAAACUGGACCAGAGGAGGAGAUCGUGGAGCAGGAGGACGAUGGAGAGGAGAUUGUUGGCAUGGUCGAGUAG